Molecule: messenger RNA, 1983 nt
Organism: Sus scrofa (pig)
Lineage: Eukaryota; Metazoa; Chordata; Mammalia; Artiodactyla; Suidae
Gene: DDX28
Product: DEAD-box helicase 28
Molecular function (GO): ATP binding; nucleic acid binding; RNA helicase activity
Source: RefSeq, a predicted model, not a curated record
CAGAUCUUUCCUCGCUCCUCACAGUUCGCCUAUUCCGCACGCUUUACUGAGCCGCGUCAGCCACCGUCCUCAAAGCCUUGGCGCAUCUGUGACGUCACUGCAUUGCGCCUCUCCGGCAACACGGGGACCAUGGCUCUAGCACGUCAGCUUCGGCUGUUAUCGCUCGUGACUCGGUUGCAUCUGGCGCCUCGACGGGAUCUAACGGUCCGCGGUCCCGACGAGCCCCUGCCAGUGGUGCGCAUUCCGCGGGCUCUACAACGGCGUCAGGAACAGCGGCAGAGGGGGCAGCAGGGCCCCCCGCGGCCGGUCUUGGUGAGACCUGGCCAGCUGCUGAUCUCGGCGCGGCGGCCGGAGUUGAACCAGCCCGCGCGUCUCACGCUGGGCCGUUGGGAGCCCGCACCACUCGCUUCACGUGGCUGGAAGAAUCGGCGCGCCCGCCAGGACCACUUCUCAAUCGAGCGCAAGCAACAGGAGGCCCCAGCGUUGCGGAACCUCUCGUCCAAGGACAGCUUUGCCGAUCUGGGUCUGGAGCCCCGCGUGCUGAGCGCACUGCAAGAGGCUGCUCCCGAAGUCGUUCGGCCCACAACCGUUCAGUCAAGUACCAUUCCCCCUCUACUUGGUGGCCGCCACAUCCUCUGCGCUGCGGAGACCGGCAGUGGCAAGACUCUUGGCUACAUGCUACCUCUGCUUCAGCGGCUCUUGGGCCAGCCAAGCCUGGACUCCUGUCGUAUCCCUGCUCCUCGAGGCCUGGUUCUUGUGCCUUCUCGAGAAUUAGCUGAACAGGUACGGGCCGUGGCCCAGCCCUUGGGCAGCUCCUUGGGCCUCCAGGUGCGGGAGUUAGGGGGAGGCCAUGGCAUGAGUAGGAUCAGACUGCAACUAUCCAAACAGCCUCCAGCAGAUGUACUAGUGGCCACUCCGGGGGCUCUGUGGAAGGGCCUGAAAAGUCAGCUGAUCAGCCUGGAGCAGCUCUCCUUCUUGGUGUUGGAUGAGGCAGACACACUAUUGGAUGAAAGCUUUCUGGAACUGGUGGACUACAUCUUGGAGAAGAGCCACAUAGCAGAAGGCCCAGCUGACUUAAAAGACCCCUUCAAUCCCAAAGCUCAGUUAGUGCUGGUAGGGGCCACAUUUCCUGAAGGUGUAAGCCAGCUGCUGAGUAAAGCUGCCUGCUUAGACUCUCUAACCACCAUCACCAGUUCCAAGCUCCACUGCAUCAUGCCUCAUGUCAAACAGACAUUCAUGAGGCUGAAGGGGGCAGAGAAGGUGACUGAGUUGGUGCAGAUCCUCAAGCAGCAUGACAGAGCAUAUAGGACUGGGUCCGCAGGAACUGUUCUGGUGUUCUGUAAUAGCUCCAGUACUGUGAACUGGUUGGGAUAUAUUCUGGAUGACCACAAAAUCCAACACUUAAGACUUCAGGGACAAAUGCCAGCCUCAAUGAGGGCAGGUAUCUUCCAGUCCUUCCAGAGGGGCUCCCAAGACAUACUUCUCUGCACAGACAUCGCCUCUCGGGGCCUGGACAGCACCCAGGUGGAGCUAGUUAUCAAUUAUGAUUUCCCUCUUACCCUGCAAGACUACAUCCACAGAGCAGGGAGGGUGGGCCGUGUGGGAAGCAAGGUGCCAGGCACUGUCAUCAGCUUUGUGACCCACCCUUGGGAUGUGAGCCUGGUUCAGAAGAUUGAGCUGGCAGCCCGCCGGAGGAGAAGCCUUCCAGGACUAGGGUCCUCAGUGAGAGAGCCUUUGCCUCAGCAAACCUGAUUACAGCCGGCUUUAGUAUGAUGCCAAAACAGGGAUCUUUACCUGUGUGUGUUGGGUAGGUGAGCACACUAGUCAUCGCUCUGGACAGCCUGCUCCCCUUCCUGAAGGCCUGGGCUGCUCUCUGGCUUCAGAAGAUAAAGCUCCUGGCCAGCACUGAAAGGUGAACUGCUGAGCGUGGCUGUCUGUGGUCUUUCAUGUGAAAAAUAAAGUCGAUUUUGGCUUUGUAUUACA